Molecule: messenger RNA, 369 nt
Organism: Cantharellus anzutake
Lineage: Eukaryota; Fungi; Basidiomycota; Agaricomycetes; Cantharellales; Hydnaceae
Exons: 2
Coding region: 1-369 (122 amino acids)
Source: RefSeq, a predicted model, not a curated record
AUGGAUGCUCUUAAAAACCUGUCAACACUUCAUGAUUUCUAUGCUAAGCUUGAAGUGGCCAAAGAUGAAGAAGUUGACACCCACCACAUCCUUCUUGAACCAAAGGGUGGCUCCCAACUCAUACAAAUUGCCGGUCCGGGCUACGAUGACAUACUGGAAAUGGACCCUGAUGCCAAUGCCAAUGCAGGAAUCAGCGCAUAUAGGAACCAGGCCGACAUUAUAAGUAUCAUGACACUCAGACACGCGCUAGGAAGGAGGGAGAACAACCUGCACUCCAUUUUCGGUACUGGUGUGCACAGGAUCGUCAAUUGCUACAAAAGUCCCGGAAAAUCAAUGACUCAUCAAAGCAAUGGGACCGACAAACAAUAG